Messenger RNA from Ectocarpus siliculosus, 1323 nucleotides. The record is from the annotation of a GenBank genome assembly. Lineage: Eukaryota; Phaeophyceae; Ectocarpales; Ectocarpaceae.
UUGAUUUUAAGAUCAAGACGGUCUUCUUGAUGGGCAAGAAGGCCAAGCUGCAAAUUUGGGACACCGCGGGACAAGAAAGAUUUCGGAACAUCACGUCCGCAUACUACCGAGGGAGCAUGGGCAUCAUGCUCGUCUACGAUGUCACUGAUGUGAAGUCGUUCAGAAACGUCGGCAACUGGAUGCGCCAGAUCGAGCUUAACGCCGCUCCGGACGUGAACGUAACCUUGGUGGGGAACAAGAGCGACGUGGCAGAAGCGGAAAGGGUGGUAUCUUUCGAGCAAGGCCAGAGGUUAGCGGCUGAGCACGGUGAUCAUGUACGCUUCUUCGAAACCAGCGCACGGUCUAACGUGAACGUGACGGAGGCGUUCGAAGGGUUGGCAACAGACGUUAUCACCCGGCUGCAAACUCAAGAUGAAGCCAGCCUUGCCAGAGUAGCGCCGUUAAAGCUAGGACAAGAAGAGUCCACAGAAAAGUCCGACUGCUGCUAACGGGGAAGGGGAAGUUGUAGCUGGGCUCGUUGGCUGGGCGUGGGUGAAUCGAGUCAAGCCAGCCAAUCAGCUUGUCGAGCAGAGCAUCCGCGGACCGUCUGCUGCAGAGAGCGUCUUGUGCCGGUGUUUUGAGCCGAUCCGAUGUCGGCCCUCGAAUGGAAGUAUUUGCCUGAAGUGACACAGAAGUGAACCUGUCCCUUGAGGUUGUUGUCGUCGUUGUUGCUUAUUGUAUACAGUUACAGUACACUGUAGCGCCGCAAUUUUAAUAGCCUCUAGUUUUUGCCGAGGUUGGACCUCUUACUUCCUCUUGUGGGCUACAAAUGGCCGUCCAUAUCUGUCAGUGUGGGGGUUCUUAUUCUCACGAAUUGUGCUCGAGUUUCUUAUCCGAGCUCACGAAUUGUGCUCGAGUUCCUUAUCCUAGCUCACGAAUUGUGCUCGAGUUCCUAUAAUUUGAGUUCUUGGAGGCUCAAUUUCUUAACUGCCAGGUUUUGAAGCGCGAAGGCUAACUGUAAAUCGUUUUGCUUAUGAGGCAAACGAAGGGGGGAGGGAAGGGAGGCAGAGAUUUUGUUUCUUGCUCCCCGCCGAAUCAUUGACGCCGGGCUUUCUUGUUGCCACUCUUUGUUGAUAUGUUCACGCUAUCCAGUAAACCCUCGGGUCUAUCGUGCUGUAUUCUCUUGUAUGUACUAACCGCAAUAGGCCGGGUCCCCACAAAAUGUUGUGGGGGAAGGAAACAACGUGAGGCUUUUCGGGCCUCGUCCCAUUUUAUUUUGUUUUCAUGCCUUUAUUGUCGCAUCUCUAUGGUGUUCCAAGAGCUCUAGAUGCAUUCGCCCGGGGC